This is a messenger RNA of Neoarius graeffei (lesser salmon catfish), 4536 nucleotides long. It is a transcript of the gene erap1a, whose product is annotated as endoplasmic reticulum aminopeptidase 1a. Gene Ontology annotation, biological process: proteolysis; peptide catabolic process. Gene Ontology annotation, molecular function: peptide binding; metalloaminopeptidase activity; zinc ion binding. NCBI's taxonomy places the organism in Eukaryota, Metazoa, Chordata, Actinopteri, Siluriformes, Ariidae. Gene Ontology annotation, cellular component: cytoplasm. The record is from RefSeq and is a predicted model, not a curated record. The transcript has 19 exons. The coding region runs from base 117 to 2936 and encodes 939 amino acids.
ACCCUGGCUGUUUACUCCAGUAGUACGUGUUUCUGGGGGAAAUUAUUUACUUUCACUUUCGCUUUAGACUGCAUGGCUGUCAGGGGCAUCUGCAUUCAGAUCUGAACACCAAGCUGAUGUUCUUACUUCCUCCUGAGAAAAGCAUUUCUUCACAAAAAAGCAUGUUCAGCUUUCUCCUCAUUAUCCUUUCUUUCGCUCCUCCUCUUGACUCCAAAGACUCAGAAAACACCACAUUUGUUACAACUGACUCCUCUUUUCCAUGGAAACUGAGAUUACCAGACACAGUAAAGCCAGUUCACUACAAUUUACUAAUCCAUCCAAACCUGACUUUCCUCAACUUUACUGGUAGUGUACAGAUUCAGUUGGAAGUACUGCAGGACACCAAUUACAUUCUUCUUCACAGCAAGAAUCUUCACAUCUCCAGAGCAGUUGUUUUGCAGUCUAGAGGUGCUCAUCUUCUUCACGUCAACAAGUCUGAACCCUUUGAGCAGAUUGCAUUGUCUGCUCAGAACUUUAUGUUUCGAAGAGGAGUACAUGUUAUCCAAUUAGAGUUCUCAGCUGACCUGUCCAGCAGUUUUCAUGGAUUUUAUAAAGGCUCAUACACCACAGCGAGUGGUGAAAAGAGGGCUUUGGCGUCCACCCAGUUUGAGCCAACACAUGCUCGUGCUGCUUUCCCCUGCUUUGAUGAACCAGCCUUUAAAGCCAACUUUUCUAUUCACAUACGCCGGGAACCAAGGCAUAUUUCCAUUUCAAACAUGCCUAAGUUGAAAACGGUGGCACUCACAGCAGACCUGCUGGAGGAUCAUUAUGAUGUGAGUGUGAAGAUGAGCACUUAUCUAGUAGCCUUCAUUGUUUGUGACUUUGUCUCCAUCAGUAAGAGAAGUCAACAUGGCGUUCAGAUAUCUGUGUACACUGUCCCAGAGAAGAUUAAUCAAGCAGAAUAUGCCCUCAACACAGCAGUAACACUGCUUGAUUUUUAUGAUGACUACUUUGGUAUCCCAUAUCCACUUCCCAAACAAGAUCUUGCAGCAAUUCCAGACUUUCAAUCGGGUGCUAUGGAAAACUGGGGCUUAACCACGUAUAGAGAAGUCAGGCUCCUUUUUGACCCUGAAAGGUCUUCUACCUCUGACAAACUGGGCAUCACAAAGGUUAUUGCCCAUGAGCUUGCCCAUCAGUGGUUUGGUAACUUGGUGACGAUGCAGUGGUGGAAUGACCUGUGGUUAAAUGAGGGUUUUGCCAAGUUCAUGGAAUUUGUAUCCACCAACAUCACCUAUCCUGAGCUGCAAGUGAAUGACUACUUCUUAGAGAAGUGUUUCACUGCCAUGAGUGUGGAUUCUUUAAGCUCCUCACACCCCAUCUCUACCCCUGUGGAAAAUCCUGCAGAAAUCCGAGAAAUGUUUGAUGAUGUAUCCUAUCAGAAGGGGGCCUGUGUUUUGAGCAUGUUGAGAGAUUUUCUGACCCCAGAAGUGUUUAACCUUGGGAUUAUACGUUAUCUGAAGAAACACAGCUACCAGAAUACCGUGAAUGCUGAUCUCUGGGACAGUCUGACAAACAUCUGUCACUCAGAUGAUGGUGACUUUGGGACACUGAAUACAGAUGGAUUCUGCACUGACAGCAAGUCCAAACCUUCUGCUUCUAAAUGGUAUAUGGAGGAUGACCUGAAUGUGAAGGCUAUCAUGGACACCUGGACACUGCAGGAAGGUUUUCCCAUUGUCACUGUGGAGGUCAAAGGUCGAGAGGUCAAACUAAAACAGGAGAGGUACCUUAAAGGGGCAGAUACAUCAGUGAAUUCAAGCUUCCUUUGGCAAGUGCCUUUGACCUACAUCACCAGCAGCUCCAGCUCUGUCCAGCGUUUUCUCCUGAAAACUAGAAAAGAUAUAUUGUACUUGCCAGCAGAAGUGGAGUGGAUCAAAUUCAAUGUGGACAUGAGAGGUUAUUAUAUUGUCCAUUACGAAGCUCAGGGCUGGGAAGCUUUGAUCAGGCAGCUUCAGCAUAAUCACACAGUUUUUAGUGGGAAUGACAGAGCAAGCCUCAUCCAUGAUAUCUUCCAGCUGGUCAAAAUUGGAAAGGUUCCUCUGGAUAAGGCUAUGAGUCUGAGUCUGUACCUGAAACAUGAGACUGGGAUCAUGCCGGUGACACAGGGCUUCAGUGAACUCGUCCCUUUUUACAAACUCAUGGAAAAGAGAAACAUGGCAGCUCUGGAGAACCAACUGAAGGUCUACUUAGUGAACCUGUUCCAAGGACUGAUUGACACACAGACAUGGAGUGAUGAGGGCUCAGUGUCAGAGAGGAUCUUGCGGAAUUACUUGCUCCUCUUUGCCUGCGUGCGCCGUUAUGAGCCCUGUGUGAGCACUGCCCAGGAUCUUUUCCUCAAAUGGAAGGCGUUAGGUGGCAACAUGAGGUUGCCUGCUGACAUCCGCUUGGUUGUGUACGCUGAGGGUGCUCGAACAGAAGAAGGUUGGGACUUCCUUAUGGAAAUGUACCAUCGCACGAUGUAUCCCUCGGAAAAGAGUCAGAUUAAAGCAGCACUAACCUACAGCCCACUGGCUCACAAGCUAGAGUGGUUAAUGGAAAGGGGUCUACAAGGAGAUAUCCUGAAGACCCAUGAGCUGCCAUCACUUGUCAUUAGUGUCAGUAAAAACCCAAAUGCAUAUAAACUGGCCUGGAACUUCCUGAGGGCCAAUUGGCAAGAACUGAUUAAGAAGUUUGAUCUUGGUUCCUCUUCAAUCUCACGUAUGGCUGUUGGAGUAACCAAUCAGUACUCAACUAAGGAGAUGCUCGAAGAGGUGCAGACUUUCUUCAGUUCACUGCAGGUAGACAUGGGUUCAGGACUGCGUAGCAUCCAACAGGCCCUGGAGAAUAUCGAGGAGAAUAUCCGCUGGAUGGAUAGAAAUAUUCCACUUCUUAAAGACUGGCUGAACAGCCAUAGAAUAUAACUGAAGCCAGAGUGUUGAAUUGAAUGUUCUUAGGAACACAGCUAAUUUAUGUUGUCACCUACUCCAUAAAAAAAUACUUGGAACCAAUUCCAUAAAAGAGUGGUCAUCGAAGUAGGGGCCAAGACCUCUCCCAGCCAGUGGGUCUGUGUUUUUUGUUUUUAUAAAUGAAGGUUUUGAGGUGGAAAACCCAUUUAUUCAUCCACUGUCUAUACCUCUUAGCCAUCAAUAGAGCCAAUCCCAGCUGACUUUGGGUAAGAGACAGAGUUCACCAAGGGAAAGUCACCACAGUGCGAAAACCUACAUGAAGAACCAUUUCACACCCACACUCACUCCUAGAGGCAAUUUGGAGAAGCUAGUUGACAAUCUACAUGCCUUUGGACUGUAGGAGGAAACCAGGGCAGACAUGGGGAGGACAAACUCCACACAGAAAGGCACCAGUCAGCCAUAAGGUUUGAACCCAGAAGCUUCUUGCUGUGAGGAGACCGUUCUAACCACUGCACCAUAGUGAUGCCCAGAAACUCAAGUUAUUACAUUAAUUAUUGCCCUUGCCGUUAAUAGCUGCUUUGCUUGUCCUUUAAAUUGAAUGGAUUUAAGCAAAAUAAUUUAAAAACAAGUAGUCUUAAGUUACAUCAACUUGACUAGAAUAAUUUGCAAACCAAAACCCAGCAAAUAGCCAAAAUAUUGUAUAUACAUAAAUAAAGUUCAUAACAUUGUUUGAUCAAAUUAAUAAUGUGCCGAGGGAGUCCAUGGAAUUCAUUUUACUUUUAAAAAGUCUACCUAUUCGGAACCAUGAUUACAGGACUUUUGCUAACUGGAUUAGGCAUUGCCUUGGUUUAUCGAGGAAAUCAGAAAACGGUGGCAGCUGUCCAAAGCCCCAUAAAGCUGCCCGACAUGAUUGAAGCAGUGGGCAGAGCUGUCGGCACUCAGACUGUGGCUAUUCAGAACUUGAACCGCAACAUGGAUAACAUCAUGGAGAAGCUUUUGGCUUUGCAAAGGAAAAUGGAUCGAUUCGGAGGCCAGAAGAGACAGAGUAGUAGUGUAAAAGAAUGCGUCUACUCGCCCCAAGACCAAACAAUUCCAAUUUAUCUGCUUUCAGCUCCCUCAGCCAGCACUGGCCUUGGCCAAGGCCAUUGCUGGGACAACAACUCCCCCUGAAGAUCACUGCAGUCAAACUCGCUUGUAUUCCUUCCCCCACUUCCCACGGUCGCCACUUUUACCCCCAGUGUGACAAGUGGGUAAGCGCCGUCUUCGGCUGCAGGACCGAACGGCUUGUUCGCGCUGGGUUACCUAUACCUCUGCCCCUCCCAUGAUCGCCCCCCCCUUCCCCAUCAAGUCCUGAGUUUUCAUGUAAAGUGCACCGUUAUUUUUUGCUUAUGUGCUGUGUUUUUUUUUUUUUAAUGUUCCCACACUGUACUCCCCACAGGUACAUAGUGUGGGGGUUGCUUUUUUCUCCUCCCCUCAUGUUACUCUGUAUUUUUCAUCCCUGUCUUGUCUACUCCCCCUGUGUCGUAUGUAUGUAUGUAUACGGACGGGUUGACGGCUAAUUUUGCUGGUACUUGUGACUAAGUGACAAUAAAGGGUUCAUUCACUCAUUCAAAAA